Messenger RNA from Clarias gariepinus (North African catfish), 2181 nucleotides. Its product is annotated as wee1-like protein kinase. The record is from RefSeq and is a predicted model, not a curated record. The transcript is spliced from 9 exons. Gene Ontology annotation, molecular function: ATP binding; non-membrane spanning protein tyrosine kinase activity; magnesium ion binding. Gene Ontology annotation, biological process: mitotic cell cycle; protein phosphorylation. Gene Ontology annotation, cellular component: nucleus. The coding region runs from base 129 to 1796 and encodes 555 amino acids. Lineage: Eukaryota; Metazoa; Chordata; Actinopteri; Siluriformes; Clariidae.
GGAAAGGUAGCGUGUUGAUUUCUGUACACUUGGUCUUAAUAUCAAUGUAAUUCCUUUUUUUUUUUUCAAAAAAGGCAGGAUUUUCCAUAUUAAGUUAGACUCUUUUCCCUCCCAUUACAGAAGCCGUGAUGAGACAAGUUCGCCAGAGGUUGAAUUUCAGUGCCGGUGAUGAGAACAGCAGCUGCAUAGAAACCGAAGAGGAGCUGGGAUUUUUGCCAUGUGAAGAGUUUCUUAGUUCUGAAUGUACAGAAUUUGUUGAAAGGAACCUAAAUGAAGACUUAGUGAGCUCCAAGAAAUCACAUACACCAAAAAGAGCUGACCUGAGAGAUGCAGAGACACAGAGAAACUCAUCAACCAUCUCACACAGAAACACAUCCUGGCACUGUAUCAGCUCCAUCAAGCACUUCAGAAAAUCUUACAAAUCCAAAGGAGAUCAUUCUGUGCAGAAAAGAGAAAACAUUUAUUCAUCUGUUACACCAAAAUCAGAGACAAAGACCCGGCGGAUCAAUAUAAACCCGUUUACUCCAGACUCGCUUGUGUUCCAGUCUGUCAGCGCAAAGAGAACCCGCAGCAGAGAACAUCAGGAAGACUCAUAUGAAGACUUGGGUGAGACGGCAUUUGAAGAGGAAUUAAUUCCCCCAUUAAAGAGAAAGAGUGUAACAGUAAAUCCAACAUCUCGCUACACUUCUGAGUUCUACGAAUUGGAGAAAAUCAGUUCUGGAGAGUUUGGGGCCGUUUUCAAGUGCGUGAAAAGACUUGAUGGAUGCAUCUAUGCCAUCAAGUGCUUCAAGAGGCUGGAAGCGGGUUCUGUGGAUGAGCAGGACGCUUUACGCGAGGUGUACGCCCAUGCCGUGUUGGGACAGCACCCCCAUGUGGUAAGGUACUACUCUGCAUGGUCAGAGGAUGAACACAUGCUUAUCCAGAACGAGUACUGCGAUGAAGGAACGCUCGAGCAUCUCAUCCAGAAGAACCAGAGAACUCUGAGUUUCCUCUCUGAAGCUCGGCUGAAGGAUUUGCUCCUGCAAGUCGCGCAUGGUUUAAAGUACAUCCACUCGGUUUCACUCGCUCAUAUGAACAUCAAGCCAGGUAAUAUACUUAUAUCAAGGAGAGCAGCGGCUAAUAAUGGAGACGUCGACGGAUCAGACGCAGAUGUGGUGUACAAGAUAGGAGACUUUAGUCAUGUGACUCAUGUUAGGAACCCGAGAGUGAAAAAAGGAGACCGCAGAUUUCUAGCCAAUGAGAUUGUGCACGAGGUAAUUUACCCCUUAUACCGUAAUCUACUGUAUCUUAUCACCGUAUAUAAACUAAAUGAACUAAUCAAACCCGUCUUUCAGGACUACAGGAAUCUCCCUAAAGCAGAUGUUUUUGCGCUAGCACUCACAGUCCUAACAGCCUGCGAGGCAAAAGCGCUUCCAAGGAAUGGGGAAAUGUGGCAUGCCAUACGCAGAGGGAAACUCCCGUAUGUAGCUCGAGCGCUGUCAGAAGAAUUUCAACAACUACUCAAGCUCAUGAUUCAUCCAGAUCCCGUGCACAGACCUUCAUCCUCGGCCCUUAGUAAACACGCCGUCCUCCAGCCCGCCUCCAAGUGUGCCGACACCCUGCGCGAGCAGCUGCAUGCACAGAAGUUCAGAAACGCACAGCUGCUGAAAGAGCUGAAUGAGAUCCAGUCUUUAACCUCUUCUGAAUUGAGCGCCUCUAACAGGACCAUGACCUGCUCCAGUGCAAACAAGUAUAACAGAUCGUCCAGACUGGUGGAGAGACAGAUAAACCGCUCACUCAGUUUAAGCAUGUUCUGAUCAGAGCAAGCAACAGAUUUAUAUCACAGAUUUACAUUACAAGCAACAGAUUAAAAACAAAACAAAAAACACUUUGACCAUAAUUUUGAACACCAUGUCUUCCACCAUGACAUUUAUUAUUUCAUAAAACAUAUGAUAAUUCAAAUGGAACAAAACCAAAAAAAAAUUUAUUUACAGUACUAGUAAGUCAUAUUGAGUUUCCUGUAUUAUCUUACAAAUUGAUAUUGUGACACUGUGUUUAAGAAGCACUUAAUUGAUGAAACUGUUGUUUAAUUAGUAGUGAGUUUUUUUCGCAGAGCUGGUUAAUAAUUAGAAUUUUGUUUGUGUAUAAUUUAUGUAUAUUUUGAUGGACUGUUACAAUUUCACUGUACUAUAAUUUCAUAUA